Messenger RNA from Podospora bellae-mahoneyi, 1135 nucleotides. RefSeq lists its product as uncharacterized. The transcript is spliced from 2 exons. Lineage: Eukaryota; Fungi; Ascomycota; Sordariomycetes; Sordariales; Podosporaceae. Bases 1 to 522 code for a protein of 173 amino acids. The record is from RefSeq and is a predicted model, not a curated record.
AUGAGCUCACAGCCUGGGGCAAGCUCUCAGGAAGAUGCCGCUUCCGAGGAAAACGCCGAUUCUAGGGAGGGCUCCGGUUCUGUAACCUCCAAUCCAGGAAGACUGGCCCAUGUUUUCAGGGCGGUGCGGGAUGACCGUGAAGUGAGACUUGCCUGCCCUUGGGAAGAAGGUUACCUUGAUCUUCCAGGCGGGCCUCUUCGGCCUCCUGGCAAAAUCUUCAAUCCUUUCGAUCCCGGUUGGAAUCUUGCUCGCAACAGAAUGGAUGCGCUUGGCCAUCCCUAUUGGUAUUUUGACGACCCUAAACCGGACAACAACACUGGGUACAGAUUCUGGAGACAAGCUCGAAGAGCGGCACGAGUGUGUAUCUAUCUUCUAUGGGCGAGGGACCCACUGAACCUAGUCACUAAGGACCUGGUGGGCCUCCUGAACAUGGAUUCGCGCCCAACUGGUGCAAGUGGCCUCCCGGUUUUGAAGCUAUUAGCCAUCAAGUACUUUUUACUAUGCUCAUGGACAACAGGAUGAAAAGGCUGACGACGUGGCCGAUGACGGAUGAUGCUAGUUACGCUCGGCGUAACCAAUUCACGACCUACGUGCUCUCUGAUGCGUUUCUUUGUUUUGAAUUCACGGGCCGAGAGGGCGAGCCCACAGUGGGAAGGAUGCAGAAAGACAUGUAUGCUUACGAUUGCAUCAAGACCUGGCACUUUGAAGGUUUGGCGGCCGAGGGCGACAAGAGGGGCGUCAAAAGAGCCUGGUUCUAGAACUUCAGGUUGGUGGAAGAGAUGGGAAGGCAUCUUGACCGCUUUUUACUCCCCCCUAACCUGGACUACCAGGACUGGGCAAAGUAUGAACACGACAAUUGGUGGUAUGCACGUGAUUGGUUUGAGAGGUCACAAGAUGAGAGAGACAGGGAAAAAUUGCUGCAGUUAUCUGGAAACCCUCUGGACGAUAUGGCGGAUAAAGUGUUUGCGAGGCCGCCCGUGCGUGAUGUAAAGGACGAGUACCCUGAUGCGGACACAGAGGAGCUGCCUGUUUUACGGUGGAUGUGGCAUCACCGGUUGAUUGGGGGUCGAGCGAAAAGGAUUGUGAUUUGGAUCGAAAACGAAGGAGAAGAGGAAGGCGCAGGUUUGGACGAGGG